AGAUUCUUGGCUCAGCGCUUUGCAUCCGUCCGCGCCUUCAUCCGUCAUGCAGUGAGGCAUGGCCUUUAGCGGCGGCGUGAAGCUCGGGGAUUUGGAUGACUUCAUUGGACUCUCCCAGGAGUGCGUGAAGCCUUUGAUUCAGGCUGCUGAUGGCGCCAAAGCUCAGCUGCAGUCAGUCAGCGAGGCCAAGGCAGUACCUGUCUCAGAGGCUCCACAGGUGCAGCAACCGAACCUCAUCAAGACCAAGCAGAGCAGCAGCGACCCCAAGGCGCAGAUCGGGCAGGUGAGCCUCUCCGACUGCUUGGCCUGCAGCGGCUGCGUGACCAGCGCGGAGACCGUGUUGCUGCAAGAGCAGAGUGGUGAGGAGUUCCUGAAGCGCGUGCAGGCUGCCCGCUUGACCGUGGUGUCCAUCUCUGCAGAGGCACGAACGAGCCUAGCAGCCUACACCAAGGAAAGCCCGCUGAUGUGCAUGCGCAAGGCCGCAGAGGGCCUACGGCGCUUGGGGGCCGCCUAUGUACUGGACGCCUCCGCCGCGGAAGCCGUAGCGCUGCUCGAAGGCAAAGCAGAGUUCAUCCAGAGGUUCAAGGCGACUUCUGGCGGCAGCAGCGGAAGUCGCAAAGGAAGGCUCCCGCUGCUGACGUCCCACUGCCCAGGCUGGACGCUCUAUGCGGAGAAGGUGGUGGACCCCUCGGUGUUGCCACACCUCAGCCCCAUCCGGCCGCCGCAGAUUGUGCAGGGCCGCCUGGUGAAGACCUGCCUCCUGGAGGCGCACAACCGAAGGCAGCUCCACAGACGUUGGCGCGCUAGCAACCCGCUCUUCGCCUUGCAGAGCCAACUGGAGAGUCGCUUCCGGAAACCUGAGGCGUCUUGGGAGCCGGUGAAGCCUAGCGAGGUGUACCACGUCUUCGUGCAGCCUUGCUACGAUCGCAAGAUCGAGGCCGCCCGGCCCAGCUUCGAGGUGCCCGGAGAGCCUGGCAUCAAAGAGGUGGACACGGUGCUCACGGCCUCGGAGCUGCUGACGUUGCUGCGGGAGAGCGGAGAGGACUGCUGCGGCGGCUGUGGCAAGAGCGCCUGCGAGAAAACGGAGCCGUCCAAUCUGCCGCCGUGUCCACCGCACAGCGAGGUGUUGACUGACCUCUUCCUGGGCAAUCUGCAGGCGCGGCGCCCGGCGCCGCUGCUCUGCGCGGUGCAGGGCAACGCGGGCUCCGGGGGGUUCCUGGAGCACGUCUUCCGGGAGGCGGCCAGAGAGCUGUUUUCCAUUGACCUCUCGGCAUCUCCUUUGUCAUUGCAAAAGAAGCAGAACGAGGACAUGCGCGAGGUUCUCCUCAAGGAUCCAAAGACCCAAAAGGUCCUGCUGCGAUUCACGGCCGCCUACGGCUUCCGAAACAUCCAGAACGUCAUUCGGCGUAUUGGGAAGGUGAACGGCGACGCCUUGGGGGAUUUCGUAGAGAUCAUGGCCUGCCCCGGAGGCUGCCUGAACGGUGGCGGCCAAAUCGCGGAGAAGGCCGAUGAGGGGGAGAAGAGCCAGGCGGCGAGGAGGCAACGGCUGGAGUCUCUCGAGCAGCUGCUGCUCGAGACCUGCGUGCCUCCUGCUGAACAUCCCCUUGUGUUGCCGAUCUAUCACUACAUUGCGACCCAGGUGUCCGCCCCUCAAGGUCCACUGAACAGUCUUGUGGGCUCGGAAGCGGCCAGGGGCUGGCUGUCAGCGGACUGGCGGAGCCUGAAGGUGGACAGCGAGGGAAAGGAUGUGAUGAGCAGUGCUGUUCUGAAGUGGUGAGAGGGCAGAAACCAUUUCUGCUCAGUGCCCUACAGCAGACCCGAAACCCUUCCGGCGUCAUCCGGAG
Molecule: messenger RNA, 1844 nt
Organism: Effrenium voratum
Lineage: Eukaryota; Dinophyceae; Suessiales; Symbiodiniaceae
Source: the annotation of a GenBank genome assembly